Molecule: messenger RNA, 1014 nt
Organism: Esox lucius (northern pike)
Lineage: Eukaryota; Metazoa; Chordata; Actinopteri; Esociformes; Esocidae
Exons: 6
Coding region: 122-877 (251 amino acids)
Source: RefSeq, a predicted model, not a curated record
UACUCAAAAUAGCAGCGGUGGUCCUUUCAGCCUCUAAAGCAACACAGAGGCCUCCUCAUACAGUCCAGCCAGAGGUUCCCUGGGAAAAGGGACAUCAUCAUCACUUCCAGCAACCAUCCACAUGCAUGUUUACAUCGUCGACAAACAUGAAAAGGCAAUGAGUGAAUCACUAUUCACAUGCGAAGACCCAGCAGUUUGGAGAACGUUAUAUGGGAGAUACUGGGAGAUAGUAGAGGCCAAGUCUAUUGGGAAGGGCAAGAACAAGAAGUCUGGCAAAUUGCUUCCCUUGGAUAAAUGGUAUCAAGAGGAGCUGCCUGCUGUCAUCGCUGAGCGUCCUUACAAACAUGUUACCCACCCAGAGCUGGUCAGAUUGAUGGAGUGGAAACUCACUAGGGGGAGGUUCCGGCCACGGCUGCAGCAGCUGGUGGCCACAAACACUGAGGCGACGGUGGAGAAGUGCUCCAGAAAGGCCUUCAGUCUCCUGCCUGACAUCCAGGCAGCUAUUACAGAACUCUGCUCUCUCAAAGCCCUGGGCCCGGCCACCGCCUCAGCUGUUUUGGCAGCAGGAGCUCCGGAACAGGUAGCGUUCAUGGCCGACGAAGCCGUGGAAAGUAUCCCAGGAUUGAGGCCCAUCCAGUACACCGCCAAACACUAUGCACUCUACCUGAACAAGAUGGUUUUGCACACACAAACACUUAACAAAGUGGACAGCAAGCCUGACUGGACACCCCAUCGGGUUGAGCUGUGUUUAUGGGCAUGGGCAGUAGCCAAUCAGCUACAGCUUCCCCUGCUGAAGGACGUCAAUCUAGAAAGCAGCCUGUAUAAGACAGACCUGGAGACCACUGACAGGCCAGCUAAGAGACAGAGGACCAAGUAAACAAAUGAAAAGAUCUUCAGAAAACAACCUUGUUAUAAAUUGUUUGUGGAAAUAGAGUGUGAUAAAUGGAUAUCUAAUGGCACUGUGCAUUUGUAUUAUCUUCAUAGUUUAACUUGCAAAUAAAUAUUUUAUAUAGA